AUGACAUCGAUUCCCCCCAAACCAACCGACUCUCCUCCGUCCCCCUCGACCCCAUCGACCGGCACGCCAUCUCCGUAUCCGUCCCCUUCAUCGUUAGCGCCCCCGACUGGCAUGGGCAUGAAAGAUCAAUUGCUGUACCAAACCAACAAAAUCCGAGCAGCGCAUAAGGUCGGCCCUGUGGUAUGGGACGAAGAGUUGGCAGGACGGUUGCAAAGAUAUGCCUCGACGUGCCCUGGGUUCCAUCACGGCGGCGUGGACGGAAACCAAAACUUGGCGACCUACGACUCAUGCGGACCUGGCAAGAAGGACACCAACUGCUUGAAGAAGGCGGGAGCCGCGUGGAUGUGGUAUAUGGUGGAAGAAAAGAAAUGGAACUACGACACCAACAAAUGCAACGGAAAGUGGUUGGAAUGCGGCCACUUUGCGAACUUGAUGAACUUGAAAAACACCGCCAUUGGGUGUGGCUGGAGCGAAUGUGGAGAUGGCAACUUUGUCUGGUGCAACUAUAUUUCGGACGGAGCCGACACCACUAUUGCCCGCCUCAGCGGCAUGACCAAAGAGGAACUCAAAGCCAGCUUGACCUCCUAA
Aphanomyces astaci is the source of this 588-nucleotide messenger RNA. RefSeq lists its product as hypothetical. The coding region runs from base 1 to 588 and encodes 195 amino acids. The transcript has a single exon. NCBI's taxonomy places the organism in Eukaryota, Oomycota, Saprolegniomycetes, Saprolegniales, Verrucalvaceae. The record is from RefSeq and is a predicted model, not a curated record.